AUGGACAAAACCUGGAUUCUUAAGCCACGAGAUAGCAUAGAAUAUAAACGGAGACUUAAUGAGUUCUUAGAUUUUGCAUUUGCGAAUGCAUUGUCGGAUAACAUGAUAAAAUGUCCAUGCCCUCAAUGCGGGUUUCAAUUUAUGCAAACAAGAGAGGAUGCAUACGACCACCUGUUGAUAAAGCCUUUUCCCCCUGGAUAUACUUUAUGGUUGCGUCAUGGUGAAAAACCAGCUGAUGAGAGAUCUACUUGCACACCGAUACUUGAUAAAGUUACAACCGAGGAAAAUCCAUAUCUUCAAAUGGUGCAAGAGGCAUUUAACUUCACAAUGCCUCCUGGAGGUGAGGAGACCACAACCUGGGAUCCUGUAGAAGACGAUGAUCUGGAGUUGCCGUACUUGUACAAUGGUCGAAGUCGCGAGGCACAGGAUUUUCACGAUCUUCUUGCUGAUGGAGCGGAGGAAUUAUACCCCGGCUGCUCGAAAUACUCAAAGUUGUCUUUUCUGGUGAAACUUUAUCACAUUAAGUGUAUGUGCAGGGUGAGUGACAAGGCUAUGUCGAUGAUCUUGGACUUAUUGCGGGAUGCAUUCGAGCAAGCCAAACUCCCAUCAACUUUCUAUGAAGCGAAGAAAACUAUACGAAAGUUGGGGAUUGAAUAUAAAAAGGUUGAUGCAUGCCCGAACGAUUGCAUGUUGUAUCGGGGUGAUGAUGAAGACGCGACCAAAUGCAAGCAGUGUGGGACUUCACGAUGGAAGCAAAAAACACGAAAGGGUUCCGUUACGAAACUCAAAAUACCGGUCAGGAAGAACGGAAAGCCUCUCCUAGCAAAAACUCUCCAGUCUGACAAUAAUGAUGGGUACUUGAGGCAUCCAAGGGACGCUGAAGCAUGGAAAGAAUUUGAUGCAAAGUAUCCAUGUUUUUCCAAUGAUCCGCGAAAUGUUCGUUUAGCUUUAGCUAGUGACGGAUUUAAUCCUUUUGGCAAUAUGAGUACGAAGUAUUCCAUUUGGCCAGUGAUUCUUAUUCCGUACAAUCUUCCUCCUUGGCUUUGCAUGAAACAAACAUCUUUUAUCCUAUCUAUGAUUAUUCCCGGUCCUAAAAUGCCGGGUAAUGACAUAGAUGUAUAUUUGGAGCCCUUGGUGGAUGAGUUGAAGCAAUUGUGGGAUGGUGUUGAAACUUAUGAUGCUAAUAAAAGGACCACUUUCAAUAUGUGUGCGGCGCUAAUGUGGACUAUUAGCGAUUUUCCGGGGUUGGGAAAUUUAUCUAGAUGGAACACGUACAGUGGGUUAGCAUGUCCGAACUGUAAUGUGGACGCUAAGCCUCAGCGGCUAACAUUCAGUCGAAAAUGGUGUUACAUGGGACAUCGCCGCUUCUUGCCUCAGAGCCAUAAGUAUAGACUAGACCGUAGUCGAUUUGACGAACAAGCUGAAAGCAGGAAUCCACCGAAGAAGUAUUCUGGAACAGAUAUCUUACAACAGCAGUGUAACAUGCAAGUAACGUUUGGGAAGAACUCAACUCUGACAGCCAAAAGAAGACGCAUUAGUGAAGAUGCAGAUCAAGAUGACUCGUACUGGAAAAAGAGGAGUGUGUUCUUUGAACUCCCAUACUGGAAGGAUCACAUGUUGCGUCAUAACCUUGACGUGAUGCAUAUAGAGAAAAACAUUUGUGAUAAUGUGGUCUUCACUAUUUUAAACGAUAGUGUCAAAUCAAAAGAUAAUCUUAAAGCUCGCAAAGAUUUACAAAGCAUGGGCAUAAGGCCUGAACUGUGGCCGGACGAAGGUGGUAAAUAUCCUUCAGCAAUCUUCACAAUGUCAAAUCCACAAAAGGAUGUAUUUCUGAAGACUCUACAGAACGUGAUCUUUCCAGAUGGUUACUCGAGCAAUAUUGCUCGUUGUGUUGACAUCCGGCAGCGCAAGUUAUAUGGGUUGAAGAGUCACGACUGCCACAUUCUAAUAGAACAAUUACUUCCAAUUUUGGUGAAGAAUGCAUUGCCAAGUCCGGUAUCGAAUGUGAUUGCGAAUCUGUCCUCAUUUUUCCGAGAACUCUGUGGAAAAGCUAUAAAUCCUAUGCAGCUUGGUGCCCUUCAGAAUCAUGUUGUGCAAACUCUGUGUCAGAUGGAAAUGAUAUUUCCUCCAUCCUUCUUCACUGUGAUGGUUCACCUUACAGUGCACUUUGUUGAUGAACUAAAACUUGGUGGCCCGGUACAGUAUCGGUGGAUGUAUCCAAUAGAAAAGUACCUGGGACGAUUGAAGCAAUACGUGCGUAACAGGACACAAGCUGAAGGCUCAAUUGCGGAGGGCUAUUUAUCCGAGGAGAUUUUGACAUUCUGCUCCAGAUAUUUGGAUAAUACUGAGACUAGAAUCAACCGUCCAAUGCGAGUUGACGAUCGACCUGUUGAGAUAACAAACAAUGCAGGAUGUACUAUGUUCCCUGAAAUUGGAAAAGCUUCGGGGGCUGUUCCAAUGGACAGUACUGUACAUUCGAAAGAAAUGAAAAUGCUAGCAUGUGGUCCCAUGCUUCAGGCAAGACGGUUUGGGGCAUACAACGUCAAUGGAUACAAGUUUAGAACUAUCAUAAAGGAAGACGGGCUGAAAACACAAAAUAGUGGAGUUUAUGUCUCAUCAAAUACAAGAAGUUAUGCCAGCAUGCGUGACAACAGAGUGGCUGUUGGUAUUGUUCCAUAUUAUGGAAAAAUUGUGGACAUAAUUGAACUAAACUACAGCUGUCAUUUCACAGUGGUUUUGUUCAAAUGUAUUUGGGCCGAUACAACUACGAGCAGAGGAAUCAAAGAAGACCAUCUGGGCCUUACCAGCGUUAAUUUCGCUCGUCCAAUUCACACUGGUGAUCGAGAAGAGGAUGAACCGUACAUAUUGGCAUCAGAAGCUCAGCUCGUGUACUAUGUACGUGAUGAAGUAGAACAAGAAUGGAGUGUAGUGGUUCAUGUAAAACCACGAGACUUGUAUGACAUGGGAGGAGAAAAUGAGGAUGUUGAAGCUGCUUUUUCUCCUCAGCCCGGGUUGAACAUGUCAGCAGCAGGUGACAUCAGUGAUUUACAGUUGACAAGGAACGAUGAUAUAGAAGACCCAGUAGCAGAUGUUUCUGAUAACAUAGAUUAUUUAAUAUUAAAUGGUGUUGUAACAGGAGAAAUGAAAACGGAAGAUUUCUCAUCAUGCUGUGCAAGCACAACAUUUGCUAACAAAAUGGCAUUGGCCUCUCCAUUCUCUUCAUUGGAACAUGCAAUUACGGUUGCCAGAGACAUAUGGUCACGUAAGUUGAAUGUUAGGUCUUGGGUGGAGGCUUUAUCGGGUCGAUCUUGUUCUAAUGAAUAUUUGGAAACGGCGAAUGAAGCUACUGUGCAGAUGCGCUUUAAUAACUCGCAUGGUGUUGAGUUGGAGAUUGCUUCAAAAGAGGAAUUGAAGUAUAUAGAACGUGCUAUUAGAGAGCUUCUUUCCAAGAAAUCUGUCCAAACUACUGACGAAGGAGACGAUGAUUUAGAUGCUAUCUCCUCCGGUGGAAAUGACAUCUCCAGGGAUGUUGAGCUUAAUAGGGUUCCAGAAGAAGACAAUGAAACUUUAAACAUCCAACACAGAGAAGAUGUUGUACAUGCUGGAAAAAGGGGUUUCGAUCUCAACAAGCUGCCAUGGUUUGGAGAUGAGUUAUCGGAUCCGCGGUUCGGAAAAACCGCUGCAAAACGAAUAUCAACGUUUUCAAAGACUGGACAUUUAGCAGAGGUUACAGAAAAACCGCUGCAAAAUGACAUUAUUUAG
Arachis stenosperma is the source of this 3762-nucleotide messenger RNA. RefSeq lists its product as uncharacterized. Bases 1 to 3762 code for a protein of 1253 amino acids. The transcript has 8 exons. Lineage: Eukaryota; Viridiplantae; Streptophyta; Magnoliopsida; Fabales; Fabaceae. The record is from RefSeq and is a predicted model, not a curated record.